UUCACAAAAUAGAGGUGCUCUUGCUUCCUUGGCAAAUGAGUUUGUUGUGCAUAUUUCUCUUUUGACCGUUCCUAAUUCCACUUCUCCUUCGCCGCCUCAAAGUCUUUGCCCUCUCUCAACUUCGAUUUCGUCGAAUACGAUGUUAUUUUCCCGGAUAUCAAGAAACCUCAGAGGCAGCUUCAAAGGAUGUCGGUGGUUCCUCUCCCUUGGAGACCACAACUUGCAUAAAUUUCAUUCACGUGUAGACUCUACUCAACAGAUUACGAGAAGUUUAAUUUUUCCAAAGGGCCUGCCAUCAUUGCAUAGUACUAGGUAUCAAAUCCAUCAUCAAAGCAGCUCCAUAGUUGAGGAUGAACUUGAUCCAUUUUCUCUAGUUGCUGAUGAACUAUCACUUCUUGGUAACAAGCUGCGAGCAAUGGUAGUUGCUGAGGUUCCUAAGCUUGCCUCAGCUGCUGAAUACUUCUUCAAGAUGGGGGUAGAAGGAAAAAGAUUUCGUCCCACAGUUUUAUUGUUGAUGUCAACAGCAUUAAAUCUACCAAUACCCAAAGCUCCUCCUCCUGUUGAGCCAGGAGGUACUUUGACAGCUGAUGUACGGUCAAGACAACAACGCAUAGCUGAAAUAACAGAGAUGAUUCAUGUGGCAAGCCUACUUCAUGAUGAUGUAUUAGAUGACGCAGACACCAGACGUGGUAUUGGUUCAUUGAAUUUUGUAAUGGGCAAUAAGUUGGCAGUAUUGGCUGGAGAUUUUUUGCUUUCUCGGGCUUGUGUUGCUCUGGCCUCUUUGAAAAACACAGAGGUUGUAUCUUUAUUAGCAAAAGUUGUAGAGCAUCUUGUAACUGGGGAGACCAUGCAAAUGACUACAACAUCUGAUCAACAGUGUAGCAUGGAAUAUUAUAUGCAAAAGACAUACUACAAGACUGCAUCUUUGAUGUCAAAUAGUUGCAAGGCAAUAGCCAUCCUUGCGGGGCAAACAGCAGAAGUUGCAGUGCUUGCUUUUGAGUAUGGAAAAAAUCUGGGUUUGGCAUUUCAAUUAAUAGAUGAUGUGCUUGAUUUCACAGGCACAUCAGCUUCUCUUGGAAAGGGUUCUUUAUCAGACAUUCGUCACGGAAUUGUUACAGCGCCAAUAUUGUUUGCUAUGGAGGAGUUCCCUCAGUUGCGUGCAAUUGUUGAUGAUGGUUUUGAAAACCCUGCGAAUGUUGAUCUUGCUCUGGAGUAUCUAGGAAAGAGCCAAGGUAUACAGAGGACAAGGGAGCUAGCAGUGAAGCAUGCUAACCUUGCAGCAGCAGCAAUUGAUUCCCUACCCGAGAGUGAAGACGAGGAAGUAAGAAAAUCAAGGAAAGCCUUAAUAGAUUUAACUCACAGAGUCAUUACAAGAAUGAAAUGAAAGGAAGCUCUCACGCUCCACCCUUCCUUUUCUUUUUUCUUUUCUUUUCUUCUUUUUUGUGGGUAGCUAAAGGUAAGGUUUUCUGUCGGUAAAAUCAACGGCUAACAAUUGUUUUGUUACCAUCAAUUUUUCUAUAAUUGUUCCCCUAAGCCGGAAAUUGCGGGGGGAAAAUAAGUUGUUUCUAGGAUUUAUGUUUUUAUUCCUUUUUCUUAAUUAUUUAGAUUAAAUUUCUUUCCAUCUAUUGUUUCUAUAAUAAUGACUAAGUUUUACCAUUGUGCCUCC
This is a messenger RNA of Abrus precatorius (Indian licorice), 1666 nucleotides long. RefSeq names its product solanesyl diphosphate synthase 3, chloroplastic/mitochondrial. NCBI's taxonomy places the organism in Eukaryota, Viridiplantae, Streptophyta, Magnoliopsida, Fabales, Fabaceae. The transcript is spliced from 12 exons. Gene Ontology annotation, biological process: isoprenoid biosynthetic process; ubiquinone biosynthetic process. Gene Ontology annotation, molecular function: prenyltransferase activity. Gene Ontology annotation, cellular component: transferase complex. The coding region runs from base 140 to 1384 and encodes 414 amino acids. The record is from RefSeq and is a predicted model, not a curated record.